Molecule: messenger RNA, 1785 nt
Organism: Cutaneotrichosporon cavernicola
Lineage: Eukaryota; Fungi; Basidiomycota; Tremellomycetes; Trichosporonales; Trichosporonaceae
Exons: 4
Coding region: 1-1785 (594 amino acids)
Biological process (GO): amino acid transmembrane transport
Cellular component (GO): membrane
Molecular function (GO): amino acid transmembrane transporter activity
Source: RefSeq, a predicted model, not a curated record
AUGAGCACCAGCCCCGUCCCCCCGUGGGCCGAGGACGCCAUCGAAGACUCCACGAUGAACGCACAGCCGCUCGAAGUGUACAUGUACUAUGCUGCGAUCGAGCGCGCCCGUGAAGACGCCGACACGCGACCCGUCCCCGACAGUCCAAUCACGGUGCUGGUGAAGCGCGUGACGGGUCGGAAAACGCGGAUAGUCUAUCCCGACGGCCAGCCAAAGGACCAGUCCGGAGGGUGGUUGAGACGGAGACUGAGGAAGGCGGAACCGUCCCCAAGUCUGCCUGAGAGCGCAGUUGAGGAGAACAGAGACACGGAUACCAAGGACAUUGAGAACGUCAAAGCCGGGCCGGGACUGCUCGACGUCCUCUCCCCUCCAGAGAGGGCGAGCGCAUACCGUCUCCUCCGCUCCGCCAGCUGGCAGUUGGUGUUCUUCCUCAUCACAACAGACGUGUUGGGUUGGUAUACUGCUCCAAUGGCGUUUGCGCAGCUGGGAUACGGGCCCGGCGUGCUCGUGUACACUUGUUUCUGGGCGCUGGCAUUUGCGAGCGGUCAGAUCCUGUGGCGCAUGUACAUGUCCCUCGACAGCGAGCAGUAUCCCGUCAAGUGCUAUGCCGACCUGGGCGAGCGGACGUACGGUCGGUUCGUGAGGCACGUCUUCAACGUCCUCCAGUCGCUGCAGUUGGUCUUCAACACGGCCAUGCUUAUUAUCAUGAGUGGACAGGGCCUCGCCGAGAUCAUCGACUGGAAGUUCUGCUACCUCGCCCUCAAUGUCUUCUUCGCUCUGCUCGGUGCGAUCUUGUCGCAAUUCAAGACGAUCCGCGGACUGGGCAUCUUCACAGUCAUUGGCACGGUGCUCAACGUCAUCGUGAUGGUGCUGACCAUGGCCGGUGUCGCUCUCUUCGACCCUGUCCCGAGCCAGAGCGGACACUCGGACUUGAGCGAGCCCAAGAUCGUUGGGGGGUGGACACCCUCCUACUCGAAGGGGUGGUACGAGCAAAUCUCGGGGUGUAUGUUGGCCGUGUUCGCUUACGGUGGCGCAAUGAUCUUUACAGAGUUCAUGGCUGAGAUGCGCCGACCAAGGGAUUUCUGGAAAGCGGCGUUCGGAGCACAGUUCUUCUGCUACUCACUGUACAUGCUGUUUGGGCUGUUCGUCUAUUCGUUCCAGGGGCAAUAUACCAACAUCCUCCCAACGGUCAAUAUCGACAGCAUCCUCUUCCAGGGCCUCACCAAUAUCUUGGGCCUGAUCUGUAUCACCAUCAUCGCGGUCAUGUACUCCCACAUCGGGUGCAAGGUGUUCUAUCGCAACGUCAUGCGCGGAUACUUCAAGGCGCCGUCGCUUACUUCAACCAAGAGCACGCUGUAUUGGUCUGCAGUCGUGUGCGGAUACUGGACGGUCGCUUGGGUCGUUGGAAGCGCCAUCCCAAAUAUCACCGACCUCAACACCGUCGUUGGGGCGGCGUGUAUCCUCCAGUUCACCUACACCUUCCCGUCGGCGCUGCUUGUUGGGCAUUGGGUCCAGCGCGACGCGAUCAAGGGCGACAAUAAGUGGGAGCCAGGAAUCGAGCCGUGGUCGAACCGCCUCGAUAGCUGGCGCGACAAGAGCCGGUGGCGCCGCGGAUUCAAGCCAUACUGGUACGCCAAGGCUGCUCUUAUGGUGUACGUGCUCUGCGCCCUUGCCACUUGUGGGCUGGGCAUCUACUCGGGCGUCCAGAGUGCCAAGGAGAGCUUCCGCAGUGGGCGGACGACCAGCUUUUCCUGCCGCGCGCCCGGCCAGCCGGCGAACAAGUAG